This is a messenger RNA of Suillus fuscotomentosus, 1353 nucleotides long. RefSeq lists its product as uncharacterized. The transcript has 9 exons. Bases 1 to 1353 code for a protein of 450 amino acids. Lineage: Eukaryota; Fungi; Basidiomycota; Agaricomycetes; Boletales; Suillaceae. The record is from RefSeq and is a predicted model, not a curated record.
AUGGCUCACAAAAAAGGCUCAAAACGACCUACUCCUGCAGUAAUUCUCUCAGAUUCUGAUAGCGAUUCGUCCUCCCAAUCAUCUGGAUCAGGAGAUGACUCAUCUUCAUCGGAUAUUGAAUCCCUUCCGUCUCCAGAAAUCAAAGCCAAGCCUCGCAAGGAGGCUAGAAAACAUGCAAAAAAGGUAGCCAAAAAAGGCAAUCGGGGUGGUAAACACGAAAGUAAUAGUAAGAGGGGAACGAGUCCGAGGGAUCGAUGCUUGCAUAUUGCACACUGGAUACCUUGUGGCAUCAACAUGUUCUGCAGUCUGAGGGACGUAUUCUGCACUGCCAAUCUGGUGAGGCAAGAUGAGGCUGCACAAGACUUAUCCGAGCCAGAAGACGAAGCUGCUAAAAAGGAGCGCAAGGAGAUGCUCGCACAUCUGACUAAGGACGUCCAAGAGCAUCACAUGAAUACCUUUCAGAGGAUUGUCUUGUUGGUGCCGCACCUGGGUGUGCUUGCUAGAGGUAACAAGAAGCAACAAAGAGAACUAGAUAGGAUUCUUGCUGAGAUGCAAGAUAUCAUGGGCCAGAUUCGCUCUGAAGACACAAGUCAUCUCAAGCCCUUCAUCAGGCGUUAUGCAGCUUCUGACCCUGACAGCGACGGCUUGCAUCCUCCUAUCUACUCGGACCAUUCGAAGUCUCGUGCCAAGAUGGGCAUGAAUCACCCGCAGCUGGCCGGUAUGCUCUGUCCAAUCAAGCACAUGCAAUCCUAUCAAAAAGAGCCAAGAAAAGUUCAAGCGCAACUGCAAAAUGGCGAGAUCAAAGUUCAUGCAAGCAUUUGGCUGGCACUUGCUUAUGCCGGCAAUCCUCUGGGAAAAGACUUCGACCCCGAUAAUGUCCAGGAAGGAUUUUUGCCAGGCUAUCUCCUUAAACGAGUUCUAAGGCAUAUUUACACGAGUCCUUCCUCUGCACUCAUCGAUGACGGAGAGAAGACUACUGUUCGUUCUGGCAAUGCAAAACUUCACAACAUGCAAAAGGUAGAGGCGGAACACAUUGCCUAUGCCUUCAUUCAAUGGCAGGCUCGCUAUGGAAUAUCCUCGCAUGACAAGUGGUCCGAGAAUGACGGAAAAUACAGUUACUGUGAUGCAUACUACCGCACCAUCAAAGCUAUUCACGAGGCACCCGACCCCGAUUGGGCGAAGUCCCUUCUUGAGUGGUGGAAUAAUGCAGUGUUCACUAAUAAGAAGGGUGUACUCGACUUCAACCUUAGCGAAAACGAAGAUGAAGAGGAUGACUAUGCUUUGAUGAAGAAACAAUUUGUGAUGCGUACAGUAAAGGGACAGGCUGAGGUGCGGUUUUAUUUUAUUUUAUGA